AUGCUGAAGACACAUCGCUCGAGUGUGGUUUUGAAAAGACAUCAUGGCUCUAGUGUUGAAUUGCUACCCGACGAUGUCCUAGAGCUCAUCUUGGAGAGUGUUGCUGUGAAGCCUCUGCUGAGAUUCAGGGCUGUAUCCAAGAAGUGGAAAACAACAAUCGAUUCCCGACGCUUCCAGGAAAGACAGUUGAUCCGUCGCAUGCAAUCACGAGGUCCAGAUGUCAUCUUCGUGUACCUCACUGAUUUUGGUAUUUAUGGUGAUGAUGAUGACACAGAUGCUCCUAGUAUUGUGUUGGGGUCAGCAAUAGCUUCUACGGUCAGGUUCCCUACUACGGGCAGCAUGUUCUGCCGUAAUAGUUGUGACGGUCUAGUAUGCCUCUACUGUCACUACGAACCGAGUGUCGUGGUGAAUCCCGCAACAAGAUGGCAUCAAACUUUUCCUCUUUCCAACAUUCAACAGUUCCGCCUCGACAGAUCUGAUAAACCAGAGUAUUCACCAAUUACUAGGCUAGGAUUUGGAAAAGACAAAUUCAGGGGCACUUAUAAGCCGGUUUGCUUGUAUAAUUCAUCCGAAUACGGUCUAGACAAUGUCACCACGUGUGAAGUAUUCGAUUUCAGCACCAACGCUUGGAGGUACGUUGUCCCUGCUUCUCCUUGUCGGAUAAAUGAUUGCCGUUUUCCUCCCGUGUAUUUAGAUGGGUCACUUUAUUGGCUCACCGAGACCGAGGGGGAAGAACCCAACGUGUUAUCUUUGGAUCUUCACACGGAAACGUUCCAAGUCAUCUGUAAAGCUCCCGUUGCCCAUCUACGUGACCUCUUUGACCGUAUCGGCGACAUGUUGUGCAUCCUCGAUGAUCGCUUGUGCUUCUCCGAGACGCACUCGCUCACCCAAGUGAUAUGGUCGUUCGAUUCUUCAGGCAAGACAUGGAAGAAACUGUGUUCCAUCGAUCUCGCAAAAACUCGAACUUGGAUUGCGGAAUCCUUCUUCCCGCUGACACCAAUAGCAAUUUUGGACGAGAGUAAGUUACUGCUUCAAGGUAACGAUGCGUUUCAACCACUGGUGAUACAUGAUCUCCAUGCCAAUUCUUUUGAUCUCCUCUUCCAACCUGCCAGACCCAUAGCUACGGUUUCUUAUUUCCAAAGCUUAUUAUCAAUUUAA
Molecule: messenger RNA, 1158 nt
Organism: Thlaspi arvense
Lineage: Eukaryota; Viridiplantae; Streptophyta; Magnoliopsida; Brassicales; Brassicaceae
Source: the annotation of a GenBank genome assembly